AUGGACGAAGAAGAAUUUUAUGAAAAUCUAAAGAAUUUUCAUGGUCCUGAGAAGUAUUUGGAGUUGUCUCAAACUAACCUAUUUGGAGCCAAGCUUGACUUGUUCCGUUUCUACAAAUGUAUUAGACGUUUUGGAAACUUAACUGAGUCUAUGAUCAUCACACAUUGGAGGGAGAUCUGUUCCGAGAUCGGUGUUUUAAACCCAUCUGACUCCGUACCACCCGACGAGGCUCAAAAGGCCUCUCGUUACUUUUGUGAUCUUUUUUUCAACUUCAAUUAUCCAAACUACUCUGCCACUCAUGUAACCAAAUAUGAUGAAGCCACCAAUUCAUCCUCUUCAUCUGAAUAUAUCAAUACAAUUUCUAAUAGUGAUGAUGAGAAUGGAAUAUCAUAUAAAAAUGUCGUUUGGAUGGCCAAUCAUUUUCUAAACCAACAAAAAAGCAGCAUCCAUCACACUACUGGCACUCCUAAUACUCACAGUACUGACACUAAUACCACUGCCCAUACUACUCCAAACACCAAGAAUACUGACACUAAUAGUACUCCAAACACCCAUAACACUGUUAACACAUUCCAUAAUACCACCAACACACUUGAUAGUAAUAAUAGUGUUAACAGCGUUGACAUUAACCCUGUAAACAGCGUAAGUGAUGAACAAUGGAAACUGUCAAUAUAUGAAAAUAAUGCUCCAUUAACAUAUGAAUCUCAAACUAAAGUGGGUAAUGAGUAUAGUAUAGUGGAGGAAUCAAACGACAGUGAGAGUGAGGAAGAUGAGGAUUUGGUGUAUGACAUAAUAUAUGAAUUAUCAAAGUAUAUAAUUGGUAGAAUAGAAUUAGAGUAUAGUCUUAAGAUACUCUUGAAAACUCUAAUAAUAAGUAAUUUGCCAGAUAUUCCCAACCUCAUUAGUACUCUGUCACUCAUCAACUUCCAGUACACUAGCGAACUCACUAAAUCACAACAAACUGAGUCAAACAUAAAAAUUAUCAUCACAGUAAAUAAUAUACUAAUAUUGAUAGUGAGAAAUUCGUUCAUUAACUACGAAGAUUCGUCAACAGGUGAUACUAUUGAUAACGGAAUCAAUGAUAAAUUAACACUAUAUGACCAGGCCACAGUUUGUCUAAACUCGUUGCAACACUCUACUAUUACUCUUUUUAAGCUAUUCACCAGUAAUAAGAAUCGGGUUAAUGUUUUGGAUAUGUAUUCCGAAAGUGAUAUUUUGAGAUUGUCAGAUACAUUGAACAGUAUAUUACUUUUGAUAAAAUAUUUAAUAAUCAUCUCAACAUCUCAAUGGCAAUUUGAUCUAUUACACCUCUUCAUUAAUCAAGUCUUAUCAUCUCUCAUCAAUAAUAUUAAUAGUAGUGGUGCGGGUAGUGCAGUGAUUGGCACAUGUAACACAGUUGGUAAUACUAGUGAUGGUGCAACGGAAGUGGUAAAUGAGCAUGUAUUGGAAAGUCUACAAGUGUUUAUGAAAGGGUGCAAUGAGUUGUGUAAGAAGUUGAAGAGUAAAUUUUCCCUAAAGACAAUAGUGGAUUUGUACACCUUGUCAGUUCGGAUCCUCAAGUCUGAGGCUCUUUCUAACUCACUGAAGAAGGAAAUUUUUGAACUUUUACUCACAAUUCACACUUACUUUCACUUCUCAAAUCAUCACAUGCAUAAUAACAUACAAUUUGUCCUACAAUGUUUCAUACACAACCUCGUCAACCCCACCCAUACCACUGUUAACACUGGCAGUGCAGUUAACAGUAGUAACAGUGCUAACACUAGUAAUUGUGUUAAUAGUAGUAAUGGUGUUAAGAGUGAUAAUCGAGUGUCUGGGGACAACUAUGAUUCCAUUUUUAAGAGAAGAAAAAGGAGUAGAGAUGAGAAUAUGAAAUGUGUUUUCAAUAACCCAGAUAAUACCAAUACCACCACUAAUGCUAGCAAUAACACGAGUAAUCAUACUAACACUGGCGCCACUAAUAUCAGUACAAACCGUGAUGGAAUGGAUAACAAAGCUGAUGUUAACGUCAAUAUGGAAUGCUCAGUAAAAAGUGAGGAAAAUGAUGGAAAUACUCCUGAAGGCGAUGACUCUGUAGUGGGUACUAUUGGAAAUAAUUCGUCUGAUGCGAAUGGAAAAAAGUCGGUUGAUGUGGGUGAGGGUAAUUGUGUGGAGAAUAAUGAAGGUGUUCGGGAAAAUGAACAACUUACAUUAGAAGAUUCAAUUUCAUUUUUACAAUUUUAUUAUAAAACUGUUUUUGGCAUAUUCGCCAAUCAAUCUGCGACAUUACCAAUACUAGAUAAUACUAACGAUAAUGAUAAUAAUAAGGCUAAUAAUACCAAUAAGGAUAAAGAUAAAAUGAAUGAUGUGGAUGUGGAUGAGAAUGAAAUGAAUGAGAUAAUAUGUAAAUGUAUAGAGAAGUUGUUGGAAUAUUCAUUUUGUUCCGAAAUGCUGGAGAAGAAUUACGAAAAAUUGCUGGAAUGCGCUUUUAAAGAGCAUUCAAAGUCACUGUGGAGCUUAAUUCACAAGUUAUUGUCCAAAUGUAGUCACUUUACACUCAACUGCAGCAAUACCAACUAUCACAUUACACAUUUUAAACAAAUUCUCUAA
Molecule: messenger RNA, 2586 nt
Organism: Theileria parva strain Muguga
Lineage: Eukaryota; Apicomplexa; Aconoidasida; Piroplasmida; Theileriidae
Product: ARID/BRIGHT DNA binding domain protein
Exons: 2
Coding region: 1-2586 (861 amino acids)
Molecular function (GO): DNA binding
Source: RefSeq, a predicted model, not a curated record